Messenger RNA from Molossus molossus (Pallas's mastiff bat), 889 nucleotides. RefSeq names its product ankyrin repeat and SOCS box containing 9 (gene ASB9). The transcript has 7 exons. The record is from RefSeq and is a predicted model, not a curated record. Gene Ontology annotation, molecular function: protein binding. NCBI's taxonomy places the organism in Eukaryota, Metazoa, Chordata, Mammalia, Chiroptera, Molossidae. Gene Ontology annotation, biological process: intracellular signal transduction; positive regulation of protein catabolic process; protein ubiquitination. The coding region runs from base 2 to 886 and encodes 294 amino acids.
UAUGGAUGGCGAACAACCAGGCAGGACUGGCAGCAAGCCCUUAAGGCCAGGAGACUCUUCUGAUACCAGGCUGCUUUCAAAUCCACUGAUGGGGGAUUUUGUGUCUGAUUGGUCUCCAGUGCAUGAAGCUGCAAUUCAUGGGCGUCUGCUCACUUUGAGGAAUCUCAUCAGCCAGGGGUGGACUGUGAAUGUCAUCACAGCAGAUCAUGUGUCCCCACUCCAUGAAGCCUGUCUUGGAGGUCAUCCCUCUUGUGCAAACGUUUUAUUAAAGCAUGGAGCUCAGGUGAAUGGCGUUACCACAGACUGGCACACUCCCUUAUUUAAUGCUUGUGUCAGUGGCAGCCAGGACUGUGUGAAUUUGCUUCUGCAGCAUGGAGCCAGCCCCCACCCUGCGAGUGAUCUGGCAUCUCCCAUCCAUGAAGCUGCUAAGAGAGGCCAUGUGGAGUGCAUCCAGUCCCUUGCAGCUCACGGGGGUGACGUUGACCAUCACAUCAGCCACCUGGGUACUCCACUCUAUUUGGCUUGUGAAAACCAGCAGAUAGCCUGUGCCAAGAAACUUCUUGAAUCAGGAGCAAGCGUGAACCGAGGCCGAGGUCUGGACUCUCCUCUUCAUGCAGUGGCAAGGGCAUCCAGUGGGGAGCUGGCCCGCCUGCUCAUGGACUUUGGAGCAGACACCCAGGCCAAGAAUGCUGAAGGCAAACGUCCCUUGGAGCUGGUGCCUCCAGAGAACCCUCUGAUCCAGCUCUUUUUGCAGAGAGAAGGGCCCGCUUCUUUGAUGCAGUUAUGUCGCCUUAGAAUCCGGAAGUGCUUUGGGAUCCAGCAGCAUCAUAAGAUCACUGGACUCCUCCUCCCCGAGGAGCUGAAACGGUUUCUCCUACAUAUUUAAAUG